Molecule: messenger RNA, 4185 nt
Organism: Neocloeon triangulifer
Lineage: Eukaryota; Metazoa; Arthropoda; Insecta; Ephemeroptera; Baetidae
Gene: Rat1
Product: 5'-3' exoribonuclease 2 homolog
Exons: 22
Coding region: 135-3308 (1057 amino acids)
Biological process (GO): nuclear-transcribed mRNA catabolic process
Cellular component (GO): nucleus
Molecular function (GO): RNA binding; 5'-3' RNA exonuclease activity; zinc ion binding
Source: RefSeq, a predicted model, not a curated record
GUCAACAUGGCUGCCUUGUUGUGCUCGUGGAGUUUGUAAAUAUUGGCCUGUCUGCUCGAAAAGCGGUGUCAAUUCACAACUCAGGCAGUUUUGCCGUCGAUUUAACUUGAAAGUAAUAUUUUCCCCACGUCGCCAUGGGAGUUCCAGCAUUCUUCCGAUGGCUCAGCCGGAAAUAUCCGUCUGUGAUCGUCGACUGCGUCGAGCAGCAGCCCAUCGAAGUGGACGGAGUGAUGAUUUACCCCAAUGCGAUCGAACCCAACCCCAACAACGUAGAGUUCGAUAAUCUGUACCUGGACAUGAACGGCAUUAUUCACCCGUGCACUCAUCCGGAGAACAAGCCCGCCCCCAAGAACGAGGAGGAGAUGAUGAUUGCCAUUUUUGAGUGCAUCGACCGUCUUUUCCGUAUUGUCCGUCCGAGGAAGGUUCUGUACAUGGCAAUUGAUGGAGUUGCCCCGAGAGCAAAGAUGAACCAGCAGAGGUCUCGUCGUUUCCGGGCCUCUAAAGAGACUGGUGAGAAGAUCGAGGAGAUUGCCAGAAUUCGAGAUGAGCUUCGGGCCAAGGGCGUUCAGUUGCCCCCUGAGAAGCAGAAAGGCGAACACUUUGACAGCAACUGCAUCACUCCUGGAACUCCGUUCAUGGCCAGACUGUCCGAGUGUCUGCAUUACUACAUCCACGACAGGCUGAACAAUGACCCCGGUUGGCAGAACAUAAAAGUUAUUCUUUCCGACGCCAAUGUUCCCGGAGAGGGUGAGCACAAAAUCAUGGAUUUCAUACGCAGGCAGAGAGCUCAACCUGACCAUGACCCGAACACGCAGCACGUGCUUUGUGGAGCUGACGCCGAUUUGAUCAUGCUGGGUCUUGCCACUCACGAGCCAAACUUCACAAUAAUCAGAGAGGAAUUCAAACCAAACCAACCCCGUCCUUGCGAAAUAUGUGGCCAAGUUGGCCACGAAGUGAAAGACUGCGCUGGUGUGGCUCAGCAAGAGAGCAAAGAGGAUGUCAUGACCGUGGGUGGGUCGGAACCGAAUUUCAUUUUUGUUCGUCUCAGCGUCUUAAGGGAAUACCUCGAGAAAGAGCUGCAAAUGCCGAAUCUGCCGUUCAAGUUCGACUUGGACAGGGCCAUAGACGACUGGGUGUUCAUGUGCUUCUUCGUAGGAAAUGAUUUUCUACCUCACCUGCCCUCACUUGAAAUACGAGAGGGUGCCAUCGACAGACUGGUUACUCUGUAUAAGCAGGCCGUCUACAAAACCGGGGGCUGGCUCACUGACAGUGGAGAUGUUUCUCUGGACCGAGUGCAGCUUAUAAUGACGGAAUUGGGAGAGGCUGAGGAUAGUAUUUUCAAAAAAAGACAAGAAACGGAAAAGUUUUUCCGCGAAAAGAAUAAAAAGAACCGAAGGAGAGAACGAAUGAUGAAGGGUUUCCAAAGACCAGCCAGCGGACAGUUUGCGCCUCAAGCGCUUGGACGGAACCAGGCACCAAAUCCUGUUCAAAACGCUCGCCAAGAGGCGUUCCAGAUGAGAAUGCAAGGCACCUCAGCGUCGGAGAGGCAAGUUCGAGGAAUCGACGCCAACACCGGGCUGAAUGCAAUGCUGCGUCCAGAGGGUCAAGGUUCUCAGCAAAGGCAGGGGAGGUGGGGUAACGAUGGAUAUGCAGCCCAAAACGAAGACUCGAAUUCGGAGCCUGAACCGGACGACGAAGUUCGUCUUUGGGAAGACGGAUUCAAAGAUCGUUAUUAUGCGUCCAAGUUUGGCGUCGAAGUGACUAACAUUGCAUUUAGACAUAAAUUGGGUCUCGAGUACGUCCUUGGACUUUGCUGGGUACUGAAGUACUAUUACCAGGGCUGCGCGUCUUGGAAGUGGUACUUCCCUCACCACUACGCUCCCUUUGCAUCGGACUUUGUCAAUAUAGCGGCUCUUAAUAAUAAAUUUGAAAAGAACACUCUACCAUUCAGGCCAUUGGAGCAGUUGAUGGGCGUGUUCCCAGCAGCCAGCAGCUCUCACGUUCCCGAACCUUGGGCAGAGCUUAUGAGCGAUCCACACUCGGAAAUAAUUGACUUCUACCCGACCGAUUUCAAGAUCGACUUGAAUGGCAAGAAAUUUGCGUGGCAGGGAGUGGCCUUGCUUCCGUUUGUGGACGAGACGAGGCUGUUUCCAGCGCUUGAGCCUUACUACGAAAAACUCACGGAAGCAGAAAAGCGGCGCAAUGUUCGUGGGGAUGACAGAUUAUAUGUCAGCAAUCAUCAUUCGGAGUCAAAUUUCCUGAACAUUUUAUACGAGUCGGGCAACUUUGAGCAGGAGUUUGAGCGUGUUAUCGAAGGAGUGCGAGGAAACUUGCUGCUAGCGCAAGACCGAGUUUCGUAUGGAGGGACACUUCGUUCUCCCCUGAGAUCACUAGGACCAAUAUCAGGAAACAGGGUUGUAUGUGUUCGUUUCCGAGACCCUAAGUACGACGACAAUUUCAUCUUCCCUGCAAAGAGAUUACCAGACGCUAUCGAACCACCCCGCGUUCUGAAACCUGGGGAUUAUGACAACAACAGGGGUCAGUGGCGGCCGCAGUUGGGCAUGGCACCCUCUUCUCACAAAGUCACCAUGAAUCAAGCUGGAUUCAGGAUGAUUCGUCAUGGAGCAGGUGGCCAAUUCAACAAUGGCGGCGGCCAGUCCAACAACCAGUGGAGAAAUGGAAACAACGCCCCCCAUCCGGCGAGGGGCCACAUUCCCGACGUCCUCGGUCUCGCGGACCUGCACCUCCAAGGCCCGAUUCAGAUUCUCGCCAGGCCGGCCGCGCCCGUCAAAAUCUGGGCCAGAAACGCCCCAAAUGAGGAAAUCGAAAGUCAAAUCCAACCGAAAUGUCCGUCCAAAGAGACGAAGCGAAUUGCCGGGCAAGACCAACUCUUGUCCCGUGCAAUUGAAGGCGGCUCUGGCCGCGCCAGGGGCAGCUGGAGGGGCAGAGGCGUUCCUCCCCCGCAGGAAAGAGGCGGCUGGGGCCAGCGGGGUGGCUACCAGGGUGGGCAGCACAGGGGCGGUUUCCAGCAGAGGGGUGGCGGCGGCGGCGGCUACGAGGGCAGAAGCCAGGGCUACUCCACCAGGGAGGACAACCGAGACAACCGAGAUCGAGGCGGACCCGCGAGGGGUGGCCAAGGCCACAGCCAACGCUUCAACCCUUACCAGCAGAAGGGUGGCGACAACUGGCGCAACAACCAGCAGCAGGGCUACGGCGGCGGCGGCGGAGGCGGCGGCGGGCAGCAGCGCGGUGGUGGCCGGGGAGGAGGCCGGGGCAGGGGCGGCUACGAGCAGAACCGCCGCUUCUGAAGCUGACCAUCAUCUGCAGCAUUUUUCGGCGCUCAAAAUUUAUGACUCGCGUAAAGUGUGACUUAUAAAUUUAUUGUGCUCGCGCCAGAAACCAGCGUGGCCGAGAUAAAAAUAUAUCUAGAUUAUUUCCGGUCAUAGAUUUUUGCCCAGUGUUCAAACAACAAAAACUCCUGUUUUUAUUUUGGGCGACAAAAAAAACUUAUAAUUUGCUAAAUUCACAAAUUCUUGUUUUGGCCAACGAACUACAAAUUGUAUCAAAUUAAAAAAAAACCUCUUAACAAAAUUAAAAACUUUGACUAUUAUUUUAAGAAUUCGUGGAUUUUGUACUUUUCUGAUAAUUAAUCUAGUCUGAAAUGUCAUAAAAAAGUUGUUGAGGCCGGCCGAGUGCAACUAGCUGUUGAUCUUGUGUGCUUUUGCAGUCUUAUCGGAGAGAGGAAAAGCUCUCUUGGAAAAAUAAUGGCCGCUCUUUCACAUGUGCUGCUGCUGCUCAAGGGUUUCAAUUACAAUUUCAUGAACGAAAAUAUUUUCCCAGAGAGCGGUGGCGCGGCACGAUGAGAUUGUUUCUGAGAGUGCCAUUGAGUAGGUUUGUGAGUAGUGGUUGAUGGCUCUAGACGAGAGCCAAGAGCCGCCGCCGCCGCCCCAGCCCAACAAACUCCGCACUCGCAGAUGUACACAUUUUUGCCCCUUUACCUGCGAAGCAAAUGCAGAUCGGCAAAAUCUUUUUUCAUUCCACCACUGCAACUUCUUGUUGACAUGGUAACUAAUUAAGAAUUGGUUUGGUAAUAUUUAGUGAUUUAGCCAAUUUUUACAUUAUUUUCUUUCACUUAAUUUUCAAGUUAUUGAAUUCGAUAGUCCGUUGUGAACUGCAGAAAACUAA